GGGCGCAUCCUGGGCCGACAUAUAAAGGCGAGCAGCUCGUCAGUCUGUGUCAGUCUCUCAGUCAUGAAGAUGUGGUGAAGAUGUGGCACCUCCUUCUGCUCCUCCACGUCGCUCUCAUUGAGCCCGUGACCUCACAGGGUACGUCUGCAGGUGGCAAAAAGCUGAUUCUACGCGACGGGGACACGCCGUGUGAAGGACACGUCGAAGUCUACUACAACAACGAAUGGGGCUUCGUCGGAGACAAGCUGUGGAGCAGGGAAACCGAACAAGUGGUGUGCAGGAGCACCCACUGUGGGGAGCCGGUCAGCUCAGAGAAUGUGUCGCGGCCCAAGGACAGCAAGGUCUGGCUGAACGAGCUUAAGUGCAACGGGACCGAGAAGAAUCUGUGGGAUUGCGUAAAUCCUGGUUGGGCUGUCAGUUAUUACCGGAAGCUGACGGUUAAAAAGAUUAAAUGUUCGAGUAAUAUCACAUUAGACCUGGAUGGAUUUGAUUGUGCCGGAGUCGUCAGGUACCUCAAGGAUGGAAAACCCCCUGGUCACUUUUGCAAAGACGGCUGGGGACCCAGUGAGUACAAUCUCUUGUGUGACAGCCUUGGAUGUGGUAAAGCUAAAACUGGAAGCGAUUCUUACCCGGGGUGGAUGGUCGGAAACGCACACCGGAAUUCCGCCAAGAUGAAGAUCAACUGCGGAGGCAUCACUGGCUUGAAGAAUGCGUGGCAGUGUGUAGAGUCAGAAUCACCAACGUCGUGCGAACCUGCUGCCACCGUCUGCGAAGCACAUAAGAGGCUGCAGACCAGAGGCAGUAGCUGUUCUGGACAGCUGGAAAAAGAACACAACAACCAGUGGGUACCGGUAUCCUCGAACACGACCAACCUUGAAGAGGCGUGCCGACUAAUGCACUGUGGUGGUUUAAACCGCUCGUCAUUUAACGAAACUCAGCACCUGGAAUGCACAGAUAAAGUUGAAGUAUUUCUGGGUGGUACAGAAGACAGAUGCUACGGUGAAGUUCAUAUCAAAGUGAACGAUACAGACAAGCCGGUGUGUGGCUCAACCUGGACUGUGAAUGAAGCUAAUGUGGUCUGCAGAGAGCUAGGAUGUGGGAAAGUGACUGGUUUUUCGACUAAAACUGGCAACAGGAAAUCAGGGUGGAUGGACUCCGUGAGGUGUUCAGGCAAUGAGGCCUCACUGUGGCACUGUCAAGGAAAACACCAAGAUUCUCAGUGUCAGAACAUUGCUUCUGUUAUCUGCUCAGGUAGUGUUACUAUGAGACUGACGGACGGCUUUUCAAGAUGCUCUGGGAGGUUGGAGGUGAAGCAUGAGAGCGAAUGGAAAAAGGUCAACUCAGCGCAAUGGUCCAAGGAGCGAUCAAAUAUUGUUUGUAAAGAGUUGGGCUGCGGGGAAGCGCUAGACAAAAGUGAAGAAUUCUGUAAGGGUUCUGGGAAAUUCCUGGAUAUAGCCUGCGCUGCAGGUGUAGCAAACAUAUCUGAGUGUAAUAUAACCAACACCCAACGUGACAAGGAUGUGGACCCAGUGAAAAUCACCUGUACGAAAAAUGAGGUUUACUUUCUGAAAGGGAAUAGAUCUUGUUUUGGUGAGGUGUGGAAGAGAGUCAACAACAAGGACACAAGGGUGUCCGUGCCCCUUGAGAAAUGGAGUAAAAACAAUGCAGACAGAUUUUGCAGGAAGGUGAACUGCGGAUCCGUGUUGAGCUAUACCCCAAACGUUGAUACGGUGGAGAAUCAGAAUGGAACUGACAACUGCUCAUCCACCGGAAACACAACAUGUGUCAACACAACGGCUCCACCCACAACUGUUGAUGUUGUUGUGACGUGUUCAGGACAAAUCGAAAUGAACCUGACCGAUACCUGUCGGGGACAAGUCGUCGUACUGAUGGGAACCGAUUCUGGAGCCGUGUGCAGCGACACCUGGACAGAUGAAAUGUCCAAAGCAUUGUGCAAACAUAAGACCUGCGGCGACCAAGUCUUAAAACCUCGCAGUCAGCGGAGAGCAGAAAAGAUUCUCGUUAAGAGUGUGCACACCAUGAAAGACCCCAAUGAUCUGAACUGGUACAACUACGUCAGCAACAAAGACGAUGAUAAGUCCUGCCUCGAAAAACCAGCCUAUGUUGUUUGCUCAGGCAGCGUCAAGCCCAGAUUUAGAACUUCCAGAGACAAAUGUUCUGGCAAUGUAGAGGUCUACUAUGACGGCGAGUGGCUCCCAGUGUGCAUGGGCGCUCUUAACGACUCUGACACUCAAAACGUCAUCUGUCGUGAGCUCGGAUGCGGCGUCGCUGUCAACCGUAUGCUUCCCUACUUUGGACAUGAACCGAAACAGGACGUCAUACAAUCCAUAAAGUGUCCUUCCAGUGGAGCUACUUCAUUAUCUGCAUGUGAAAUCACUUUUAAACGGGACACCUGCACACUCGGGGGCCUCCAGUGCUCAGAAUGGAGGACGGUGGCACUUGAAGGGGAAGGGUCCUGCCGCGGACAAGUGAUCGUUCACUCCGAGGGAAAGAGGAGUGGUGUUUCCACUGACGGAUGGACUAAAGGUGCGGGGCAGACGCUCUGCCAGGACAUGAACUGUGGCAAAUACAAGAAUUUUACGGGCCGGAUGAACAAAGCAGUAACUUUCUGGAACAGUACUUUCAACUGUACAGGCAAGAAAGACAGCAUCUGGGACUGCGAAUCUCAAAACAGCACAUCACAUAAGGAGAACCUCUUCAUUGAAUGUGAAGAUGGGCCCACUGUCACCCUUUCCAAAAAAUGUUAUGGGGAUGUGACGAUAAAUGACAAACCAGUGUGUGGGAAUCUCUGGAACACCGACUAUUCACACAUGGUUUGCCAAGAAAAGAGCUGCAGCAACGCGAUCGGUUUCGACGUUGAAAAUGCUUUAGGGACGAAACAUCAUGUCAGCUGUGAUGAGCACCAUUACAUCCUCGACCAAUGCAAGAGAGUGGAGGGAGAAUGCAACCAAAGGGUUACCAACGUUGUCUGCAUUGGAGCUGUCACGUUUAACACCUCAGAACGCUGUGGAGGUGAGAUUAGAAUGCAUUAUGGACGAAAUAGGGAAAAGGUGUGUUACGAAACCGACCUUUCGCCACAGAUGAAGGAAAAUCUGUGUCGACAGAUUGGCUGUGAUGGAUACAAUGGACAGGAACAGCGAAACAAUAAACGGAAUGCAGGUCCUAGGGACACCUUCAAAUGGAGCCUGUCGUGCUCCCAAGGCUGCAAUGAUGUCAAGUACUGCAUCAAGAAGGCCUCUUGUUAUGCUGGUGCUUUUUAUAAGAUCUACUGCAACGGCUAUGUGCCUCCAGUGAUUCCGGAUGAAGUUACACCAGUCUCCGCCGUGACUGUUGUCAUUGGAGUGGGACUUACUCUGCUCAUUUUGAUAAUCAUUGUUGUAUUUGUGCGUUUCUACAUGAUUAAGAGAUCCAGGAGGUCCAGAGUUGUCUCAAGAAUGCUGUCAGGGAAGGAAAUGGAGUUUGAAAGCGGCGAGUAUGAAGACGUCAUGGACAAAUCGGAUGAAAUGGAAGACUUUGUGGAGGACAGACGUGAAAGAUUCCGAUCAGAGGGUGAAUCUUUCAGGGGCCGCGACAGGCGCAGCAUCUCCUCCCUUAACUACGAUGACAUCGACGUGGAGAACGAGGGCCGACCCCUGAACGCCCGGGACGCCACAGACGCUGCGUGGGAAGUAGAGAACGUGCACGAAGACGGGGCGACCUACGAAGUCGACGACCCCCAAGAGAGUUACGAUGACAUCGAAGGCCCCCCUGAGACCACGGAGACUAAAGCUGAGGUACAUGACGAUCACAAAGCCACGCCUGAAGGCAACGCGGCGGCGGCGGCGGCAGCAGCGUCAGCAGCUCCAGAGCCGCCGCAGGGGGGCGGGGACUACCUGGUGCCGGGUCAAGAUGGGUGAGAGUCUCAAGCCCAUGUCUCCAAAUUCAUCCUGACCAAAUAUAGGAUCCCAAACAUUUUCUUGAGUGGUUAACCUCCUGAGACCCGAGCUUUCAUUUUGUUAUGUGCUGUUAAUUUCUCCAAGGAGCUGAGAAGUAUAAAAACUAAGCAGGACUUGUAAUCCCAACGUCCUCAAACGGGAACUUGCUAAUUAGUGACUGAAGCUUUUUACUACUGAUAGAAUUUCUUACAUUUACAUGCCAUAUCAAAGUAGAGACGUUAAUACACAUAAAUAGACAAGUUUCAACCAUUAAAAUAAAAUACCAGUACCCUGAUGUCAUGUUUUUACACCGACUAGUGUAUUGACCGUUUGCUACCACUAGAUGGCAGAUAAACACGUCCACUUACGAGGACAACCGGUCUGAAGAUAUUGCAACGUGGGUCUGAAAAUUUUUGGUUGAUUAGACUUUUUUUUUUUAAAUACAUUUUUUUAUUUUUUUUUGUUUCCCCCACAAAUUUAAAUUUCUUUAAAUACACAUAAACAUGAAUCCAACAUUUUAGUAACGGGAUAAGGGAUAGCUUAGUAAUGAGUGCAAAAAUGAUGAUAACUACUUAAUCUCUCCAUCAGUUCGGGAAUAAGAAGCUACCACAACCUGUCCCCAUAAGAGGACGCAGGGUCUCAGGAGGUUAAACCUAUAAAUGAUGCAUAAAAAAAUUAAAAUAACUCAAUAAAACCCUGGAUGAAGCUAACUGAACCAUAUUGUUGUAGGUUCCAGUUAUGUAACAUAACUCUUCAGUUUAAAUAUAAUCAGAUGAAGAAUAUGAACAUUUUCUUAAUAGAGAGGCAGUUUCAGUCCCAUCUAUACAUAUAUAUAUAUAUAUACAUACAUCUAUAUAUCUCAUAUCUUUAUUCCCUUUUUAUUUUUGAUGUUGCCAUGUAAUGAAACAGUACUUUUGUUUAAGAUGUUAACAUGUGAGCUUUUGUCAUUUCUGCAAGCCGAAUAUUUCUGCAACAGUUUCUUAAUAAUCUCUACAAGUUACUACUUCAGUCUGCAGAAGUUAAGUCGGAUGCAGCUCAAGUCAAACUUCACAUGUAUGUUUUUAGGUUUGAAGGCUUUGCGAGAAUGUGUGCCGUUAAAAAUGAAGCUGUCGCGUUACUGUUUUUACCAUGUUUCAUCCCGAGCUAAGCUAAACGUUAUCGAGUGUUACCGACCUUCUUGUCAAACUUUUGCAGGACAACAAGCCGAGCGUUCUUCCCCGAGUGUUGAACUGUUGCUGUAAAUGUAAAAACUUUAAAACAUAAAUAUAAUGAUUACAGUUUGC
Molecule: messenger RNA, 5218 nt
Organism: Mugil cephalus (flathead mullet)
Lineage: Eukaryota; Metazoa; Chordata; Actinopteri; Mugiliformes; Mugilidae
Product: scavenger receptor cysteine-rich type 1 protein M130
Exons: 19
Coding region: 81-3917 (1278 amino acids)
Cellular component (GO): membrane
Source: RefSeq, a predicted model, not a curated record